This is a messenger RNA of Fragaria vesca subsp. vesca, 3735 nucleotides long. RefSeq lists its product as uncharacterized. The record is from RefSeq and is a predicted model, not a curated record. Gene Ontology annotation, molecular function: mRNA binding. The transcript is spliced from 12 exons. NCBI's taxonomy places the organism in Eukaryota, Viridiplantae, Streptophyta, Magnoliopsida, Rosales, Rosaceae. The coding region runs from base 224 to 2629 and encodes 801 amino acids. Gene Ontology annotation, cellular component: nucleus.
AAUUUAAUUUAAAGCCUUGGUCUUGGUCUCCGUCUCCCACUCUGCUUCUAGGGUUUUAUAUAGUGACCUGCACUCCAAUUUGAUUUAGGGUUUCAUUCCAGGUGUCUCUAUAUAUUAGCACAAUUCGAUUCUCCCAUCCAAUUUGGGGAUUCGAUUGUUUGUUAUCGAAUCGCGGAGCUAGGGUUUGUGAUCGAUCAAAUUUGGGGAAUUUGAAUCGGAAACAAUGCCUCCGAGGACGGUGAAGAGAGGUGCGGGGUCGGCCGGAACUAAGAGGACGACGAGGGCCACCAGAGGAGCUCCCAAGGCUCAGAACCAGGCCCAGCCUGAUGCGCCCGAGGUAUCGGUGCCGGUGGCCGAAGGUAAAGAGGAGCUCAAGGUGGAAAAGAAGCCAAUUGUGGAGGAAGAUCCCGUUGUUGAAGACAAGCCUGUUGCUAUUGAUCGCUCAGGGUUUGAAGUCGAUGCGAAAUCGGAUCAGAACGGCUUCAAAAAACAAGAUAAGGCUAAGGAAUCUAUAGAUGAUUAUGAAAAAGAUGAACGGCUAGAGCUGGAGGAUGAACCUGAAUAUGAACCUGAAGAAUAUGUUGGGGUUGAUUAUGAUGAGAAGGAGAUUGAACAGGAGGAUGCCCAGGAGGCCGAGGAUGAAGGAGAUGAGGAUCCUGAGGAGAAUCUAGGUGAUGAAGAGGGUGAUAUGGCUGAGGAGGAAAUGGAAGAUGUACAUGAAGAACUUGAAGGUGAAGAGUAUGAGGAGCAUGGUGGUGGGGACCAUGAGCGUGAGCAAGAGCAUGAGCAUGAGCAUGAGCAUGCACAGAUGGUUGAUGCUGAGGAAGAGGAGCACCAUGAAGUUGUGAAAGAGAGGCGGAAGCGCAAGGAGUUCGAAGUGUUUGUUGGUGGCUUAGACAAGGAUGCAGAUGAGACUGAUCUUAGGAAAGCUUUUGGAGUAGUAGGUGAGGUUACUGAGGUUAGGUUGAUGAUGAACCCUCAGACUAAGAAGAACAAGGGAUUUGCAUUCUUACGUUUUGCAACUGUGGACCAAGCAAAACGAGCUGUUAGAGAGCUUAAACAUCCAGUGAUCAAUGGGAAACAGUGUGGUGUUACUCCAAGUCAAGAUAGUGAUACCCUUUUUCUGGGUAACAUCUGCAAAACAUGGUCAAAGGAUGCUUUGAAGGAGAAGUUGAAACAUUAUGGAGUAGAUAAUGUUGAGGAUUUGACAGUAGUUGAAGAUACUAAUAAUGAGGGAAUGAACCGGGGCUUCGCUUUUUUGGAAUUUUCAUCUCGCUCAGAUGCCAUGGAUGCCUUCAAGCGCCUUCAGAAAAGAGAUAUUGUGUUUGGAGUUGAAAGGCCUGCAAAGGUUUCUUUUGCAGAUUCCUUCAUUGACCCUGGUGAUGAAAUUAUGGCCCAGGUUAAAACUAUAUUUGUGGAUGGCCUACCUGCUUCAUGGGACGAGGAUUAUGUUCAACAGCUUCUCAAGGACUAUGGGGAGAUUGAAAAGAUUGAACUUGCUCGCAAUAUGCCUUCUGCCAAGAGGAAGGAUUUUGGUUUUAUUACAUUUGACACUCAUGAGAAUGCGUUGACAUGUGCUAAUUGCAUCAACAAUGCAGAGAUAGGUGAAGGGGACAAUAAGGCAAAGCUUAGGGCAAGGUUGUCAAGACCUCUUCAGAGAGGGAAAGGCAAACAUGUUGGUCGUGGUGAUUAUCGGUCCCCACGAGGGGAUGGACGAGCUAUCAGGGGUUCAUGGGGGCGCCCUACACCACCAAGAAGUCUACCUGUGCGUGGAUUAAGAGGAGUUGGAAGUCGUAUCCCAUCAACAAGUGUGAAGAGGCCUGUUGCACUGAGAGAUAGACGCCCUAUGGUCUCGUCUUAUCCUGCUAGAGCCAGGCCUUUGCCUCCUCCUGCUAGGUCCUAUGACAGGAGGCCACCUGUUCCAACCUACCCAAAGAGUAGCUUCAGAAGGGAAUAUAGUAGACGUGAUGACCUUCCUCCACCAAGGAGUAGGGCAGUGGCUGAUUAUGGUUCAAGGGCUGUGCCAGAGAGACGCCAGUCAUAUAGAGAUGAGUAUAGUACACGUGGUCCUGCCUACGUUGACCCACCAAGAAGUACAUCUCGUUCAACAACAAGAAGAGCUUAUGUAGAUGAUGGUUAUGGACAAAGGUUUGAAAGGCACCCUCCUCCUCCGCCUCCUCCUAGUUACCACCGUGAAGGCCGUGCUCGUGAUUACGAUUCUAUUUCUGGGUCAAAGCGUCCAUACUCUGCACUGGACGAUGUUCCACCUAGAUAUGCUGAUGCGGGCAUUCGCCAAUCAAGGGCAAGAUUGGACUAUGAAUAUGGAAGUGGUUCUUCUCAAUAUGGGGAUGGCUAUAGUGAUAGAGUUGGGAGGUCUAGUUUAGGAUAUGGGAGUAGCCGGACAAGUCAGGAUUCACACGGACUUUACAGCAGCCGUCAGAGCAUGGGUUAUGGAGGAGGUUCUUAUGGUGGUAAUGAUGUUGGUGGAAUGUACUCAUCAAGCUAUGGUGGUGAUUAUAUGUCUCGCGGAAAUGAUGUUGGUGGUAGCUCUUACUCAUCAAUGUACUCUGGUCGUGGUGUUGGUGGAAGCAGUUAUAUGGGUUCAGGUGGUUCUGGCUCAUACUAUUGAGAUCUGAAAUGACCAAGAGGCGCUCUAGGAUGGGGACUGUCUGAAGCUUUGGAUUAUGUUCUCUAGCAGUUAUGAAGGGACAAAAUUAUCUAAGAGCGUCUGCAGCACUGGGAAACUUGGAUUGGAUUGUAUACAGUAGGUCAAGCAGUCGUAGAUUUUCCAUAGAUCAGAUAUUCUGUCAGGCCAAAGUUUUGAUGCUGCAAGGAAGCUGAAGUUAUUCAGAGACGAAUCAUACAGCGCCUUCUAUUUAAUCUCCUAUAAGAACUCACCUGAUGGAAAACUUGGUGUCAUUUAUGUACAGAAUAUGAUGAGAGAACAAGGGUUUUCUAAUUGUGGUCUUAAGGUAUUUUGGAUAUUUUUUUUGCUGAAUCCUUUGGGGAGGUUUUGGAUUUGAAUAAUAAGUGUCAUUUUGGUCAAUUUAGACCCGCAUAAUCAAUUUCAGCUUCAUGACCUUGAAUGAGUGCUUCAGUGAGUUAAGGAACCAUUGAGCAUUGAGCAUGCUCAGAUUUCUAGGAAGAUUGACCUGGAAUAUUCUCUGGUUGCAAUUGCAGAGUUUACUUUGUAUUUGAGGAUUGGCAAUGGUAAGUAUGUGGUUUUGAUAUUUAGUACCGCAGAAAAGAUGAAGACUGGUCCAAAUAGCAUACUUCAAAUACCAGGGUGAUCAUGCAAUGCUUUUCCUUUAUGGAUAUUAACUGACAAAUAAAAUUGGGUGCAUUCAUUUAUAAUUCCUCUUGGUUAAUAUUGAUGACCUUUAGUUGCUUUCCCCGUAUUCUACGAAGAACCUUUGUCAACAACUAACUGAUUCGAGUGCAAAAGGCAGACAAGUUAGGGCAGUUAAAUAAAGGAUGUAUUAGACUGUAGGGUGGAUCUUUUGGACUCGCCAUGUUCAUCUGUACCGUGAUUCUGUAAACUAUAUGGAUUUCAAGAGUUAGAGCUUAGGAUGACUUGGUUUGAUGAAUAGGUCCUGCUUUAUCCUUCUUCAGUUAUGUAGUUGCUCAGGAACUCUGAUACUUCUGCCGGUUUCAAUCUAUACAGCAUGUGCUUAGGUAUCUCUGCAUAUACCAAUUGGGUUAGGAUUUGGACGUCACCUGAUUCUAAAAAAAAGA